GUACGUGCGUGUGGUGGAAGAUCCGCUGGACGAGGUUCCCCUGCAGAAGGAAGCAGUCCUGCCAAAGAUGCAGGAGGCCAAUUUUCCCGACGAGCCUUCGCAGCCUGCUCUGUCUUCGGACGAGGGCGCUGACAAGGUCUGGGUGGACGAGAUGACGAGGAUGAUGGAGGACGACGAUUACGGUGAGCCGGGUCAUGGAAGGGCAGCACGCGAUGAG
Molecule: messenger RNA, 217 nt
Organism: Symbiodinium sp. CCMP2456
Lineage: Eukaryota; Dinophyceae; Suessiales; Symbiodiniaceae
Source: the annotation of a GenBank genome assembly